CCGGCGUGGGCGGCGCCUCCUCCCCCACCUCCGGCGGCGGCCCCGGCGCGCGCGGCGCCCCCAUCCCCCACCCCCUCGGCUGUGGCUGGAGCGGGAGGCUAGCAGGGCCAGAGACGCCGCGGACGCGGGACCCGGAGCAGCUCGCAGGCGGUGAAUAAUAGCUCUUCAAGUCUGCAAUAGAAAAUGGCCUCCAAUAAAACUACAUUGCAAAAAAUGGGAAAGAAACAGAAUGGAAAGAGUAAAAAAAUUGAAGAGGCAGAGCCUGAAGAAUUUGUGGUGGAAAAAGUACUGGACCGACGUGUAGUAAAUGGGAAGGUGGAAUAUUUCCUGAAGUGGAAAGGAUUUACAGAUGCUGACAAUACUUGGGAACCUGAAGAAAAUUUAGAUUGUCCAGAGUUGAUUGAAGCAUUUCUUAAUUCUCAAAAAGCUGGUAAAGAAAAAGAUGGUACAAAAAGAAAAUCUUUAUCUGACAGUGAAUCUGAUGAUAGCAAAUCAAAGAAGAAAAGAGAUGCUGCUGACAAACCAAGAGGUUUUGCCAGAGGUCUGGAUCCUGAACGAAUAAUUGGUGCCACAGACAGCAGUGGAGAAUUGAUGUUUCUCAUGAAGUGGAAAGAUUCAGAUGAGGCUGACUUGGUGCUGGCAAAAGAGGCAAAUAUGAAGUGUCCUCAAAUUGUAAUUGCUUUUUAUGAAGAGAGACUAACUUGGCAUUCUUGUCCAGAAGAUGAAGCUCAAUAAUUAAAGGGCCUGGAAUCUGUUCAAACACCUGGACAAAUUGGUUUGGCAAGAUCCCUGAAUUUAAUACCAGUUAGAAGAGGACACUUUGACCUGGAGUUUAUUAUCAAUAAGCUACUUUUCAAAUCUCUGAAAUUUUAUUAGUAUCAUCCUCAGUGUGCUUUUCCCUACUCCCUGUGCUUUCCUUUUGGUCAUUGAAAACAAUACCCCUGUUUAUAAGCCAGACCCCUGGCUCUUAAGUCUGUCGGGAGCUGACACUGCACAGAAUGUUUGUGUAGUCAGAACUAUGGACUGGAGUGGGAAUGAUUUAUUAGCAAGAAAGCAGAAGGUGUUCAAGGUAACCAAGAUCUUUUCAGACAUUGUUUUUCCAAACUUUUCAGUAUGUGAGUCUCACCCAGUCAAUGAAGACAUCUACUAGGAAGGAAGGGGGAAAUCUAUAUAUUAAAAAGGAAACUAUGAGAAAAUCCUCUAAGUUUGACUGUGAUUGAUUGUUGUUAUAUCUUACUUUUCUGUUUCCGUCACACAAAGAACAUCUCAGGUUUGUUUUGCCCCUCUGAAAGGCCCAUCCUUCAGACUCUUAGCUGGGCUUUUAAGUAUUGGUACAUUUUCUUAGAAGGCUAGUGAAGACAGUGUUUUCAUUUUACUUUCAAGUUUCUUUGUGCUUUAACAAAGUUGAAUGGCUGUCAUAUAUUUGAUCCUUAUAAACUGCAUCAUCUUUAUGUUUUGUUAAAUCAAUACAAAAUUGGAUAGCAAACAAAAUAUAAGUUCUUAAUAAGUGGAAUAUGAAUAGUAUGCAUAAUUGUAACUAUGGUAUAUAGACUCUUGUUGAAUAAAUGUUGCUUCUUGGAAUAUUCACUGAAGAGGGGGAUCAGUCUCAACAUCUUCAAGUUCUAGUAGUUGCUUUGGUAUAAUAGAAGUUCUAGAUGCUCAUCUCUUUUUGACACCUUUUUUAUAGCCUGAUUCCUUUUCUGAACACAGUGUCUGUGAAUGUGCUGCACUUUACAGCUACCUGACAAUCAUCCACAUUUCUGCUAAUAGAAAACGGUUAAGGAGGGUGGGCCUAGGGUGGUUGGGCUUUUUUGUGGGGGUUUGUCUGUAUCGUCAAAGAAUUUAUAUUAUGUUGGAAGAUUUCUACAGGCAAUCAGGUCAUCUGGAGAAAUACAAAAAUUUGAAAUUGCUUUCA
This is a messenger RNA of Sorex fumeus (smoky shrew), 1915 nucleotides long. It is a transcript of the gene CBX3, whose product is annotated as chromobox 3. The coding region runs from base 184 to 735 and encodes 183 amino acids. Gene Ontology annotation, biological process: chromatin organization; negative regulation of transcription by RNA polymerase II. The transcript is spliced from 7 exons. The record is from RefSeq and is a predicted model, not a curated record. Lineage: Eukaryota; Metazoa; Chordata; Mammalia; Eulipotyphla; Soricidae. Gene Ontology annotation, molecular function: chromatin binding. Gene Ontology annotation, cellular component: nucleus; pericentric heterochromatin.